AUGGUACGUUUUUUUUGCGACUGGAUCAGGUCCUCCACUGUAUCAGCUUUGGGAAUAAAAUUUUACGAAUAGGUUACAAAAACUGGUAAAAUUAGGCUUUUUUCGGUGUAUUUGGAUUCAAUUUUUGGUUUGAUCUGUAUUACAUUCAAUUGAUCUGUAUCACAAAUGCUCUUCUUUCAGGGAGACGCCGAAGCCGUCAAUGAUGUCCAGAAGUUGCGCGAAAUCCAAGACGAAAUCGAUGCUCUCGACCAAAAGGCAAACGAUCGCGAAAGAAAUCGGCAGGGCAAGCUGGCGGCCGUCACAUUGAUCAACCACAAACGACGAGAAGAGAUGAGAAGGAACUUCUUGGAUCCGUCCAAAAUUCAGUUCGAUACUAACCGAGAAGACGACCCAUUCACUAGGAAGUCGAACAAGGCCAAGGUGGUUGCCGGCGGGUCGAAGAAACCCAAAGAAGAGGCUGCUCCGAAAGGCAAGGACGAUAUUUUUGAUUUUUGUAAUAUUGUAAUAUAAGUGGGAUAGGGGAGGUAUAGAGGAAGUGGAUGUUAGGAAACGGAGUGAUAAACUGAAGUUCAGGGUUAUUUAGUCAUCUCAAGUAAGAUUGGUGGCCCACUGAACACGAACAUGUUAUAUUCUCCUUUUUCAGAAGCCGAAGCUCCAGCUCCCGCGCCAGCCCCCCUCGUCAAACCCAUCGAACGAAAGCCCGAAUUCAAGUUUAACCCCCUAUUAAUGAAGCCCCAGCGGACCAGUCACUUAGCUAAACAUCUGGAUGUGGAGAUUGACAUCGAUAUUUAA
This is a messenger RNA of Bursaphelenchus xylophilus (pine wood nematode), 792 nucleotides long. Lineage: Eukaryota; Metazoa; Nematoda; Chromadorea; Rhabditida; Aphelenchoididae. The record is from the annotation of a GenBank genome assembly.